UAAUGGGUGAGAUUGUGUCUAAUCAGCUGUUCGUAGCUGGAUAUAGUCGAAGUAAGGUGGCUGAUGAGAAAGAUGUGAGAGAAAUCUUUAGAAAGUAUGGGUCAGUAAAAGAAGUGGCAUACAAGGGUUCUUACUCUUUUAUAGUAACUCUUUUCAAUUUAAGUUCAUUAGACUUUCGGUAAUGAAGAUGAAGCAAAGGAGGCUCUUACAGAAAUGAAUGGGGCAUCUCACAAUGGAUAGAAAUUAAAAGUGGAUGUUGUUGACAAUCGUAAAUAGAGAAGAAUAGGACCUAAUGAAAGUGAUGAAUGCUUUAAAUGUGGAAAAGGAGGACACUGGUAUUUAGUUCAUUUAUUCUUAAUAGGGCCAGAGAUUGUCCUAAAGGAAGAUCUCCUCAUAGAAGUAGAAGAUACUCAAAUUCUAGAUCUAGGUUGUUAAGACAUUCUAUUAUAGACAUCACAAAAGAAGAUCUGGUUCAAGAUCCCGUUCUUCUUAUUCAUCCUCACGUUCCAGAAGAAGAAACAGAGAUCACCGUAAUAGACAUAGGUAUAGCAAUAGUCCAAAGAGGGGUGAAGAAUAAAAAAAGGGAAAUUACAACAAGAGAAGAUCACCUUCAGACUCUUAACAUCAUUCCACAUCUUGAA
Messenger RNA from Paramecium pentaurelia, 641 nucleotides. The record is from the annotation of a GenBank genome assembly. Lineage: Eukaryota; Ciliophora; Oligohymenophorea; Peniculida; Parameciidae.